Ruditapes philippinarum (Manila clam) is the source of this 7463-nucleotide messenger RNA. RefSeq names its product regulator of G-protein signaling 22-like. Gene Ontology annotation, molecular function: G-protein alpha-subunit binding. Gene Ontology annotation, biological process: regulation of signal transduction. The transcript has 24 exons. Bases 230 to 4849 code for a protein of 1539 amino acids. The record is from RefSeq and is a predicted model, not a curated record. NCBI's taxonomy places the organism in Eukaryota, Metazoa, Mollusca, Bivalvia, Venerida, Veneridae.
AUUGACGUCAUGCGACGUUAACAUAAUUUCCUGUUUAUUGUUAUUAUUGAUUUAUGUACUCUGAAGAAUGCUGUUGGUAUAAUAAAGGGAAUUACAGAAUUUGCAGUUGACUACCUAUUUUUUACUGCCUAUAACUCUCGUAAGAGGGGUUGGCAGUAUCCAGAGAUAGAUAGAUGGACUAUUUAUUCUGAUACAACAAGUAGUCAAUGGCAUCAGUUUAUGAUCCUGCAUGAUGACUGAAGAAGAAACAGAGGAUUAUUGUACAAAGAAAAUUGAAAACUUGGCAGACUUACAGAUGAGAGAGACAACACAUUUAAGUUUUCUAGAAAACUAUACUACAGAUCCUAUUGAGGUGGAUAUUGAUGAAGUUGAGGAUUUCCUGGCCACAGAUGACCUGUUUGUAGAAUACUUCAAUGUCUUCCUUGCCCUACCGACGUUUCCGGAGCCCCUGUAUUUUAACAAGGAAACAGGGGGUUUUGAAGUGGUCAGUGUUGCCAAAAAAGAGCUUGCUAAAAAGAUCAAAGAGGCACUUCGGUCACAGGCGCGAACUCCUAGGAUCUACAGGGUUGCUAAGAAGCACAGCUACAUUGAUAUACCCUUGAUACCAAUAGAAAAUGAGAAGGAACCAGAAAACCAGGAGAUUCACACCAGCUUUGCUGUCACUACAUUAAAUAAAGAACAAGGUAUUCACUGGGUGAAGGCUGAAAGGUUACCAUCAUUUUUGGACAGUGAUUUAUACCUGGAAUACCGACUGUCCAAAUUGUUAGGUCAGUCCAGGAUCACAGGAGAACAAGGGGAAUAUGUCCUAAUGAAGAUUGAUUAUAAACCUAGACCUAAAAAGAUAAAGAAGAAAUCUGAUGAUGACGAAGUAAAAAUUGACCCGAAGGAGGCAUUGAUGAAAGAUUUGUAUGUAUGUAUGGGUAAUGCCAGCACGACUGACACCGAUGCCUGGUACUCUACAGCAAAGAUAGCCACACAGAAUGAGACGACAUACACGUCACCUUCACGUCCGACUAGCGAGAGAGUCAAAUCUGCUGCCAGUACACGUCCCACUAGUGCUCGACCCACUAGUGCUUAUAGUGACCCAUAUAACAGGUCAGAUAGUGGACUUGGCAUUUCCUGGAAAGGCUCGGCAAAAAGUACAAAAAAUAGUUCCUACAGCACUUUAUACCAUUCCAAAUAUAGUCAGCAUGAAACUGAAGACGAUGUAAUGAUGAGUAAACUAUUUGCUAGCGACGGUAAACCUGCCCACCGCAUAACAGAUAAUUUAUGUGUAGUUAAUAAGGACAGACCAUAUAGUUCUAUAAUAUAUUCAACACCUAAAUCUGAACUAGAAUUAAAAUCAGACGAUGCUGAAUUAGGAAUAAUUGAUGAUGAUGAAAAAGACUCAGGUAAAGGUGACGAUGAAAACAUAGACAUGAAUGAUAGUCUUGCAUUAGAUUCAGAACCUAUUGUGUUUAAGAAUAUAGAUGAUUUAGGUUCUGUUAUCGUGGGGGUUGUUUUAAAGAAAGCUGUUGGACAGUUGGCAAACCUUGAUGAAGCAGAAUUAGAAAAAAUCCCUGAAAUAUAUGAGCUCUUCCCUGAAGGCCAGUUUUCAAAGCUUACAGUUGAUUCAUUGGAUAGAGUUACACUUAUUGAAGAAAGCAAAGAGGAGAAACCAGUAGGAACAAUAGAACAAGAGACAGAACAGAAGAUAAGUGAGAGGAUGAAGAAGAACAUGGAGGAGGAGAGUGAUGUGGACUCGUUGUUGGACAGUGAGGAGGAUUAUGAAGAAGAGGACACUUUCUUCAGGAAACACAAAUUUAAAACAUACAGUCUGUGUACCAGGAAAGGUGUGGACCAGUUUAAAAGAUUCUUGAAAGGCACAAUGGGUGAGAAGAACUGGAAUCUGUGGAUAGAUGUUGAUAGGAUGAGAUUGAUGACAGUACACAGUGAAAUACAACUCAAUGUGUGCUGGUUACGAGAAAAGUACCACAAACCAGGUGCAGAGUUUGAGCUGACAGUAGAGCAGAAGGCACAACUAGGUCUGUCAGAACCAUCUGCUUGGACCAUGGAUAAACUCCUGGCAGUACAUAACCAAAUUGCUGAACCUCUUGUUCUCUACUGGGCACCUAGGUUUUUGUUGAAGCAAAUGAUGAGAACAAAUCCGGACAAGAACCUUCUAUAUCAUCACCUGAAACACCUCAAACACUCGGUAGCUGUGGAUCCAAGCCCUCCUACAGCAUCACUUCUACCACUUAGGCCAAAAUCAUGUCUUCCAAGAAUGAAACCCCAAGAGCCAGUGAUAGCACCACAGAUUCAGCCUAUUUAUUUCGAGCCCCCAGAGACACUUGAUACCUCUCCACCUGUAGGUUUAAGAAGAACAUAUGCAGAACCAACCAUGAAGUUUAUAGCCAACUGGCAGAAAGAACAGAUGGUUCACACACAGCUGAUCUCUCCACGCCUCAAUGUGGCUCGCACCUCUACACCAAGGUUGAGAAGACCUGCAUCAGCUAAGAUACCAAGAAGAACAUCACUUGUGUCAUUGUCAUCAAGACCCAAGUCUGCUGUUAGACUUGGUACACGCCCAUCUACUGCUAACUCAACAUCUUCUAGAAUAUCUGUAGAAUCAGCCACCGGGCGUGUACGUAUAAAAACACCAACUCAUAGUUUAACGAAAACACCAUCCAAGAUGUCUGAUACUCCAAGAUCUAGGCCAUCCUCGGCUGCUUCAAGUAUACGUUCAGUCAGAUCAGAGGACCUGUCAUCAGAAGUGUCAGAUUUUCUGGGAGGUAGCAGACUGGAGCAUUUACUUCAAGCUCUACAUCAUGAGAAUGACUCGGGCAGCUUCUUUAAAAAAUAUGUCGACAGAAGUGGCAGUAAAAUGUGGAUAAACAAUUUAACCUUUUGGAGGGAUGUUCAGGCAUAUCAUAUGUUAUUCUAUGGGAAGAACAUGGACCCGUAUGUUGUACAUAAAAAAGCCAAGUCAAUUUUUUCAAAAUACAUUGUUGUUGGUGCUAGACAUCAUAUAGGUGUAGGACAUGGGGUAGAACAAGAGAUACGCAGUCAUCUGAUUCCUCCAUUUGAGGAACUAUUUGAUGAGGCGGAGGAACAUUCUCUCACUGUCAUAUAUGAGGCGUGGCAGGAAAUGUGGGAAACAGACCAGAAAACAUACAACAAGGUUGAGCUUAUAGAAGUGAAGAGACAUCUGGAGACAAAAUCAAAAUAUGUCCUCAACUUACAGAAAAGUGGUCUAAUUAAAGAGAGAGUUAGUACCCCUGAUGUAAUGGAAGGCUAUGAAGACCCUGUAUAUGACGAGGCUCUGAUUGAAAACAUUCCGGAAGAAUUUAAAGAUUACACCUUGGAGAAGCUAGUGCAUAACCGCAUAGAACUAGAACAUUUCCGUAACUUCCUGGCGGAGAAUUAUGCUAGCAUGGACAUAAUGUGCUGGAUGGAUAUAGAAGCUUUCCGUAGAAUUACACAUACUGAUGAGAAAAAGAGAGAUGCUAAAGCCAGAGAAAUUAAAAUGAAAUAUUUGAACAAGAAAUAUUUCUUUGGUGCUAACAGUCCUGCUGGCAAGGAAGGUCAAGAUAAGGUCGCUGAAGCAGGAGGUGGCUGGGGUAAACUUCUUGAAGACCGACCACCAAAUCCAAUGAUCCUGGAAGCACAGAAGUAUGUGAGAGAAAGACUGGAAAAGAAGUGGCUUCCAUUGUUUCUUGUAACCCCAGAUUUUGCAGUCAGACAGAGACCUCGUCAGAGUAUGGAUGAUGUCGUUGAUGAUGUCAUGGUGCAAAAGAAGAGAAAAUCUCUGAAUAUGCUUAAGCUUUUAGAUAGCAAAUGGAUGUCGUCUGCCAAUGAAAUAAUUGUCUUCCGUAAAGCAUUGUUGAAUCCUGUCACCUCAGUACAGUUCAGGAGAUUUGUCUCUAUCAAGGGAGAUAGCCUGGAAAAUGAUGUACUCUUCUGGCUGGAGGUCCAAAAGUUUAAGGAGAUGUACCACUCUCACUGUGAGGACACUAUGAUAACACAGAAGAUCAACACCAUCAUAAACUGUUUCAUCGAGUCACAGAUACCACCUAGUUUACAGAUUGAUAUACCACCAGAGAUGGGGGAGAGAAUUGUUGACCGCAAAUACGAGAAAUGUCCUUAUCUCUUCAGAGAAGCUCAGUUGGUAGUGUUUAGGGUGCUAUUCCCACACUGGAGAGAGUUCUGUGAUUUCCGUCUGAAUCUAGCGGAAGAGAAAGUUCUACCAACAAUUGAGAGACGACGCCGACAUGCCAGAGCUAAGGAACGAAAACGUCAGCAGGAAUUAGAAGAAAAACAGGCAAAGGGGAAAAUACGUUACUUAAAAUUUCGGGAGGCUGAGAGAAGAGCAGCUCUUGGAUUACCUCCCUUAGGUGAGGAAGAUGAUGUGUUUCACGAUCCUUUCAAAGCCCUCGGAGCUCCUGAGAGUGUUGACGGGGACGGGGAAGGGGAGGAGAAGGACAAGAUUUCAUGGACUUAUUCUAACUAUAUGAAUGCUUUAGAGAGGGAAGAACUGAUCAAUAAUACUGAUGAAUCAUCCUUCACAUCACUACUUACUGAUACAGCUUCAGUAAAGAGUGUUGGUACGGCCUCAGUUGGGAGUCAAUCAGAUGAGAGGAAGGGAAGUAAAGCUGACGAUGACUCGGACAGGAAGAGAUCUGUUGAUAAUGGAGAAAAUGGAAAGGCUAAGGGACCAGGAAAUGGUAGUAGAAAGUCAUCAAUAGAUGUGCCGAUGGUCGGAGAACGACGUAUGUCCCGCCAGUCUAGAUCUGACAGCAUCCAAUCACAGCACAGAGUUACUAUACAAGAUCCAAAAUCUACAAAUAAUAAAGUGAAACCAAAAGUUUAGACUUGAGCGAUAAAAACACUUAAGUAAUUUUUUUGGAAUAUCAUAUAAUUAUAACAUUGUGGUUCUUCAGUUGAGUCAAUUCUCAGUAUUUUAUGAGUUAUUUAUAGUAGCGAUAUAUUAUCAAUAUAUUUUAAAUGUAUAAUUAUAGUUUAAGCUUUUGCUUCCAAAUUGUAUGUUUUUUAGUUGAUAGGUUGACUAAAAAGUGAUAUGAUUUUUUUUUAAUCAGAACUUGAAGUCAGUUCUGCUCUAUAUUUAAUGGCAUUAUGAUUUUUUCUAUGCUUAAAUAAUACACUUUUUGCAACAGUGUCGGAGUUGAAUAUUUUAAUGAAUUUAUAUCAAAUUAUAUGCUAAUGGAUUGUUGGGACUUAUUUUCUUAGAAAUUUUGUAAGUUAAAUUAUUACCUAAAAAUAAGCAGUGUUAUAAUUGAUAAUACAGCUGGAAUACGUUUUGAAUAUAGAAAGUACAAAUUAUGAAGUGAAUAUUAUAAAUGUGAUUUCUAUAUGUAAAAUUGUGAUAUGUAUAAAAGUGUAAGGUUAAUUCAUGAUUUUAAGUUUUAUAUAAAUUUUCUUUGUACUUUGUCAACUCAGUUAACUUAAAAUAUACAAUAAUCAUUUUUUUAAAUAUUUAGUUUUACCUCUUAUACUACAUAAACACCAUUUAAUAUGUUAUAAUUCUUAUUUUUGAAGCAUUAUAAUGUAGAAGUCUGUCUAUGGGUUUUUAUUUCAUGGAAAUUUUUGUUGAUACCAUAUGGAUAAUGAAUUUUUGCAUAUUUGCUUAGUACUUAAUUUCUGUACCGUUUAUUCAGAGUUCUGUGUUUUAUGAUUAUAUGAAAGGUAUUUUACAUAUAAGAAAGUGUCACUUAUUAUGUAAACUUCUUCAAGACUAUGUAACAUAAUGAAAUUAGUCCGUCCUCCAAAUCUAUUAUUCUAGUUUUUAUUUUACUGUUAUGAUAUUGAUUUAUAAUAUAACAUAUACGUGUAAAUUUAUGGAAUGAACAGCUUAUUAAUAGCAUUAUAAAGCCAGUUUUGAUAGGAUAUACUUUUUUCCAUGGGCAGUUAAUACCUAGUUAUACUAUUGCGAUAUUUAUCUUACCAUCACACUGUCUUAAAAAAAAUACAUGCCUACUUCAAUGUGAGUGAAACAUGAAAAUUUUGUAGUUACUCAUAGAUAAUGAUUGUAAUCUUAGGACUGCUUUACUUUUAUCAAAUAGGAUUUCAUUUUAGUAUAAAUAUAACUGCCUUUGAUCACUGUGUGACCUCAGAUUCGGUCACCAUUGUUACAUGUCUGGCUACCAAAUAAGAACCAUGCACUGUAUUGAUGACCACGUUAUAAGUAAGAAUAUUUAAGUUAUUUUUUAUUAUGUUUGCAUACAGCUUAUUUUUAAUUUGUAAGUCAUUUUUUAUUUGUAGUCCAAUUUAAUUUAACCUCCAUUUCAGUUUAAAUGAUUUUAUACAUAUAAUGUAGUUUUCAUAUUUAGAUGUUUGUAUAUUACAUGAUGAAUAUAUGUAAACGGUGAAUUAUAUGUUGUUUUUUUAUUUUUAUGGCAUAUUUGUGUCAAAGCAAUCUGUGAUAUGGAAUUAUGUUAUAGGAACUAUGUUAUAUUGUAAUCUUGGUAUUUAUUCUAAUUAGGUUAAAUCAUACUGUAAUUAACCUUUCUGCACUAGAAUAAUGAAACACAUGUAUAAGUUAUUUUGACUAAUUUAUUGAUGGGUCAAACAAAUAAUUGUACAUUAUUAUCAUUAUUUUAGAUUCAUUAUUUUAAUUUUUGAUGCCAAAAUAAUUUAGUAUGUAAUGGCAUUUUACACACAAAUUUACAAUAUCAUAUCUAUGUACAUGACUAAAUUUUUAUAAAAUACCUUUGAUCUGUUCCAACAAAUUGAGGAUUUUUGGGAAGUCAUAUUUUGUGAGAUUCUGAAAUAGUAUAAUGAAGACAAGCAAUAUUAUAAUGUUCAGUUGUUUUUUUUAAGUGAAUUGGUCUAUAAUGGAAAGUCAUUAAAUAAUGACGUUGAUAAUAUAUAGUAUCAUAGGCUUAACAACAAACCACGAAAUAAAUAUAUAUGGAUGUUGCUAGCAAGUGUGAGAUACAUGAUCUGAAAUUACACAUUUUUAUAGCUUAUAAUAGCAUGUUCUCUAGAACAAAAUUAUAGUAUUAUUUUUCAUCAUAUAAAUGUUCAUACUAAAUAACUUAAAACUCUUAUCAUUGCCAUUUUUCCUAGCAAGACUUUAUAAGACUAUCUGAAUGAUACAUUUCCUUUGUUUUUAUCUGUAUUUGAAAUAUUUAUGGAAAAUGUGCCCAUUGUAGACCUAUCCACUUAAACAUUUUGUUCUAUAUUAGAAUUGGUGCCAGUUUUUUACUGAAAAAAAGAAAGAUUUUCCUUUGCACAAUUAAUUGAUUUAAAUCUUUCAAAUAUAAAACCAAAACUAUUGUAUUUUUCAUGGGCUUUUUGUAAUACCUGUAUUUGAUAUUUUGCUUUGUGAGAAAUGUUAGAAUUAUGAAUAAAAUGAUAGGAUGAUACAUGUUUAUGUAUAAAUUAGGGAUCAUUUGUUAACUACAUUAUUUUGAUUAUAUCUUUCAUUGUUAAUUUAUAGUGAUAAAGUUGACUUGAAAAAUCGU